UUGCGAUCAUACUGACAACAGGUGCAGGCCUUGCAAGGUCUCUACCGCGACGAUCAUCAAAAGAUCACCAAUACAUGCCAGUGAGAUGACCCAAGUUGGAUUUGAAGACGCUAAUCGCCACAGCAGAGAGGAACCUCUUACUGGCCAUGAAUUAAGGGAUAUCAAGGAUGCAGCUGAUCUCUAUCAGUCUGGCUCAUUCAAGCUUCAGAUUGAUGCACUCCUUCCCAAUGUCCGACCCAAAGAGUCUGGUCGAGAACAGCUCGAUCGUUUUCUUUUUGCUCUGCACACCCACUGCAUCUCUAUUCCUUCUAUUGAACCUCUGAAUCCUUUGGCAGCUGCAAAAGCUCUUUCCAAACAAGGCGUUGCAGUUCCAUUUGCGUUUCCUCUCCCGUCUCGAGAUGUCAAAUGGAAAGUCGCAUUCGAGCCUCCAAGGGAAAUCUGUAUUGUUGGAAGUUGGGGAAACGGAAUCACUGUAAAAAAGCAGAAUGGCAGUCGGUUUGGUGUUGACCUGUCUGUGGAGAUGCCCGAGAUUCUUUUUCAAGAAAAAGAUUACCUUGAUGGGCGUUUCUUCCACAAGAAGUCCUAUUACCUCGCUGUUUUAGCUCAAUCCAUUUCAACCGCUUUCGACGUGGACACCUUUUACUCAUCUGUGCAUGGAGACCCUCGCCUCACUUCGUUGGUUCUUAGGCCACGGAAUGGGAGUACAUCUCAUGAUUUUUUCAAAAGUCAUGCUGAAGUUCAUGUUAUCCCUGUCCUUUCAUCACUGAGUCCAUUAUCGCCGUCAAGGCUCUUUCCCUCACAUUCGAAUGUCCGCAUGCCUUCCUCUUCGUCCCCACCAUCUUUCCCUACUCCAAUCUACAACAACGCCAUCCUUCUUUCCACAUAUGCAAACGAAGCCCUCAAGUCCACUCACGGACUCAAAAAUGUACUGCCAGCCUUUCAUGAUGCCUACACCCUUUUAAGAGUGUGGGCUAACCAGCGAGGUUAUGGCGACGGUGAAUUAUGUGUGAGAGGCUUCGAGGGAAAAGGCUCGUUUUGGGCCGGACUACUGCGUUAUUUGAUAUCGGGCGAGGAGCUUGUUGGUACAGAGAGCGGGAGCGCAAAACUGAGGAAGCCGUUGGGAAAGGGAUUGAGUUCUUAUCAGUUGUUCAAAGCUGCGCUCGAUUUUCUUGCAAAGCAGAAGUUUGGCGAGACUCCGGUGUUCACAAAGACGACUAAUGGACAUAGGUGCCCCCCGGAGGAGUAUAUCACCCACCACCCAGCCGUAUUCGUGGAUGCAACAUCUACUAUUAACUUUUUGUCUGAUGUUCCUCUCACCUCACUUGACUUGCUAAGUCACGAUGCUAAGGAGACCCUGGAGCAAUUAAGCAACCCUGGUACAUGUUCUGACACGUUUGCUGAGUGUUUCCUGAAAAAUCGGUUCAAACUCUCCUCUCGCUUUGAUGCGGUGAUCAGAGUGGAUUUGUCGCAAGCUUCUCGGAACCAGUCUACUUCGGCUCUCGUCGAAUAUGGGUCUUCUGAUGCAGCCCUUCUGGCCUCUAUUUCAUCCACCCUGCGCCAAGGUCUUGGCAAUCGCACCCAAGCAAUAGCCAUCCUCCAACCCGUCACCCCUUGCCGUCCCAUAUCCUCCGCAGAAAGCCCCAGCACUUUCACAGUCCACAUUGGGCUUAUUUAUGAUCCUGCGCAUGCUUUCCGUCUUGUUGACCACGGACCUUCUGCAGAAGAUCAAGACUCAAACGUUGCGAAAGAAUUCCGGUAUCUAUGGGGCAGCCGUGCUGAGCUUCGUCGAUUCAAGGACGGUCGUAUCACGGAGAGUGUGGUUUGGGAAGUUACGACGUCUGAUGAACGUGCACAUAUACCAGUUUCCAUCGUCCAACAUUUACUGCAACUCCAUUUUGGCAUUUCCGCCAAAUAUGCCAGAACGUUGCAGACGCCAUUCGACAGCAUACUCCGAUUGCCGGAUGAUGUCCGUUGUUUACAUCGAGCUACGGGUGGGUAUAAGGCUGCAUUAACAGCAUUCGAUGGUGUCGUCAAGAACCUGAAAACACUGGACGAGCAGCUACCACUAGCACUACUGAACGUUAACCCCAUUUCUGAAUACCUACGGUAUACCUCAACAUUUGCACCACUACCGAUUCCUGUCUCGGCUUCAACAGAAUUACCGGAAUCUCUGCGUUUUCUCCCAACUAUCCCUAUCAUUCUCGAAUUCGAGAAGUCAUCUAAGUGGCCGGAUGACUUAAAAGCGAUUCAGAAAAUCAAGCUCGCUUUCUUUGAAAUCAUCGCCCAGUCACUUAUGACUUCAAACACCGGACUCAAGGCGUCAGUUGCUAUCGACGAUAGCUCAAAUCCAUUUCAAGGAUGCGCAGCGCUUGAAAUAUUUACUGCUGAAGGCUGGUCAUUCUCUGCGUUCAUUUGGCACGAUCGAGAGGCGACUUUGCUUGACCGAAUCAUUGACCCUAGCAAGAUGUUCGUUGGCCCCAGCAACCAACAAUACAACGCGCGGGAACAAUGCGAAGCCAAGGUCGCCAAGGAACUCUAUACCCGGCGAUUCAUCCAUGCUCCACGACACCAUCGUGCCAUCGCUAAUCUUUGCCACAAGUACAGCGCAUACUCUGGCACUGUUCGCCUUGUCAAGCGCUGGCUUGCUGCACAUUGGCUGUUGCAACCUCAUGUCUCAGAGGAGGCCGUCGAGAUCAUUUGUGCACUACCAUUCGUUGGUGGAAAACAGAAAUCGACAGAGAGCGCCGCUACUGUGCCUCAUAGUAAAGAACGUGGUUUCUCCCUCGUUUUAGAAUUCUUAACAGAUUGGAAGUGGGAGGAGCCACUUUGUCUUCCGUUGUAUAAGGAUGAUCCCCCAGCAGCGGCACCUGAAGUGUGGACGUCAAAUGGUCCAGAUGCAAUUGUUGUUCGUCGUCUUCGCGCAUUUGCUAAGGAGGCCAGCAAAGCACUCCAUAAUGCGGAGACGAAAAUAGAUAUCAAGAGUCUCUUCUUACAUUCCACUGACGACUACGAUAUCGUUAUCCAACUAAACCCUGCAGUUCUACCCAGGUACUACCAAAACAUCAAUGCGGAAUCGAGUGUUUGGACUAGAGAUUCUCAUCUGGGCAUGACGGAGUCGACGCCCCGCCCAGGAUUUGAUCCUCUUCCCCUGUUUCUCGCCGAUCUGCAGACCACAUUCGCUGAUACACUAAAAUUCUUUGCUGACCCCUUGGGAGGUGAUCGCAUUGGAGCAAUCUGGCUUCCGGGUCUGGAAUCGCCCCGUCCCUUCCGUGCACUAGCAGGUUUCUCGAGUAAGCCAUUGCCCAAGGGGGAUAAAGCGAAGGACAAGGAACUUGUCAUGUUAAAUCGACAGGCAGUUCUGGACGACAUAGGGCGAUUAGGAGCAGGUUUGGUUCAGAAAAUUAUCGUACAUGAACGCAUGUAGUCGUAUGCACACGUAAACUACAAGCAAUUCAGUGAAAGCGACAAUUCUACAAUCUCACGGGCUCGACAAGAACAAAACCCGGAGACCA
Suillus subaureus is the source of this 3512-nucleotide messenger RNA. RefSeq names its product Nrap protein. NCBI's taxonomy places the organism in Eukaryota, Fungi, Basidiomycota, Agaricomycetes, Boletales, Suillaceae. The transcript is spliced from 12 exons. Gene Ontology annotation, biological process: rRNA processing; tRNA export from nucleus. Bases 86 to 3424 code for a protein of 1112 amino acids. The record is from RefSeq and is a predicted model, not a curated record. Gene Ontology annotation, cellular component: CURI complex; small-subunit processome; UTP-C complex.